Drosophila subobscura is the source of this 1775-nucleotide messenger RNA. RefSeq lists its product as uncharacterized. The record is from RefSeq and is a predicted model, not a curated record. The transcript is spliced from 6 exons. The coding region runs from base 104 to 1612 and encodes 502 amino acids. Lineage: Eukaryota; Metazoa; Arthropoda; Insecta; Diptera; Drosophilidae.
AUACAACUAAAUAUUUAAAUACAUAUCAAUCCGAUGCAAAAUCGAAGUCAGUUGAAGUCUGCUAUUAUAUUAUCUUUCGACUUUUAAAAGAGACAUUACUAAGAUGCAUUGUAACCGACUCUUGAUGAAGUAUAUACAAAUUGAUAUAUUGGUGAUCCUGAUAAGCCUAAAAUAUGGAAAUGGAAACUACAUAGGUGGACGUGGUCGCGAAUAUCCUUCGCAGAGAAAUGGGAAUAAUAACAACGGGAUCAAAAGUGAAGAUACAUCAGACUUAGUAAGUUCCGGCGGAGUGAGGGAGGUCGGGGAAGUGUUUGUACCAAAAACAUUUUCGCUGAGCUCACAAGAGCCAACAUGCGAACAGCUUCGUGCCAUGUGGAUAUUUUCAAAAAGGCAAUCUCGGGCUGCGGAAAUUACAAACGAAAUACCGACAUAUCGUGAUCCCUUUACAUAUAAUGUUUGGGAUCCCCUUUAUUCAAAUUCACGAGUUCUUGGAUCAAUUCGGAUGGGUGCAAGAGAACGAGCACGGUCCCCUGUCUUUGGUCGUGUCGUAAGCCGAGAACCUAUUACACCGCAACGUAUGACCUUUGAGCAGCGUCAGCGAUUUGUGGACUUCGGAUCAAGUGGCAGUGGCAGUCCAGUCCAAGCUCGAUUCUAUGGGGCUGAAGGACGUCAGCAAAAUGCAGGCACACGUAGGUCAAGUAAAAAUAGAUACAUGGGAGUUCCCAACGUUACAGGAGCUAGUUUGAAUGGAAAAGAAAACUCAGUUGCUGUACAGGGCAGCUUUCAGAAACUUAAAGAGCUAAUAUGGACGGAACGUGCUAAGGAGCUAACGCAGCAACGGCGAGAUGAGGAGUUAGCGGCACGAGCAGCCGCUCUCAAAGAAAUUGCUAACGGUCAAAACAUUCAGUCGUCUUACAAGCCCCAACCCAUUAGUCCCUCUGAUUCUAUUCUAAUGGAUGAAAAUCGAAGUCCAGACGGAGGCAGCUACCAAUAUAGCAACAAUAAUCGCAUGUCAAUUUUAAGCGGGCAACCCCUUGAAAACAACAAAAAUAAUAAAAAUGAACAUAGACAUCGCGUCCGAGCAACCACACGUCGAAUUGGUAACACUAAUGUCGCUCUUUACAAUGGUAAUGCUAAACAAGCCCAUAAGGAAACCGAUAGUACUUUCCCUGGAAAUUAUGCUACAGCUCAAUCAGGCCGCGGAUCCCGCAUCCAAAUCCCUGCUACCAGCUUAUUUUCAAGUGAUUUACCAGAUAGAGAUCAUUCUGUUAUUGGAAUUCCAAGGACCUACCCUGUUCGACCAUCCCACUUCAGAGAACGAAAUCGGUCCUUGCUAAAAGAGCAAACACCCAAUGAGCACCUCCAACGUUUUAUACGAGGAUUGAUGACAUGGCCAUUGAAGAGCUCACCACCUACAGAACUACAAAAAGAUCAAAUAGACUCCAAUGGAAACAAUUUUAACCAAGUGGAUUUACUCGGACUUCACUCUAAGCCUAGCUAUGUCAACUAUUUAUCUGACUUAGCGAAUGACAGUCAGUUAAAAUUCUUAACCCAACAAAUACCGAAAACUGAACCAUUUGAAAACGAAUUCUCCGAAUACGUCAGUUAUUAGUGAAAAAACGUAGCAAUUUAAUUUCGAACCUAACUUGAUGGAAAACUCUGCUUUACUUAUGUACAUACAUAUGUAUGUAUAUCGAAUAUGCACAUUAUUUACGAAUCUUUUUUUUAUUAUAUUUAAUUAAAGUUCCUUAUGUUUAGCAUUAACUUGAAACAAA